GCGUGACAGUUGACGGGGCGCGCGGGGGAGGGCGGGAGGACAGGAAGGCGGCGCCCGCGGACAUGGACGAGGACGAGCAGCGGCGUCGGAAGGUGGAGGCCGGGAGGGCGAAGCUUGCUCAGUUCCGACAGAGAAAGGCAAAAGGUGACGGUGCGAACCCGAAGAAAAAGACGGCGAAGAGGAAGAGCGAGGCUGUCCCUGCGCCUGUUCCGGAGGAGGAGGGCACGGUAGCUGCCGGGGCCCCCCGGGCCGCAGGGGGUGCGAGCCCGAGCCCCCCACUCAGUGGCGUGCCUGCCGGGCCUGCAGCCCCUCGGGACCUGGAGCAGCUGCAGACAAAGCGAGAGGCCAAGUGUCAGGAACAGGCUGUGGCCGCCUCCCAGGACCAAGAACAGGAAUGUGAGCUGGCGGCUGCUGAAGUGGGGGGCAGCCAGAGUGAGGGUGACAAGCACCCACGGGCCCAGCCCCUGCCCCCCCUGGAGCUGGAGGCCCUGCGCCUGAGUCUGAGCAACAUGCACACGGCGCAGCUGGAGCUGACGCAGGCCAACCUGCAGCGGGAGAAGGAGACGGCGCUGGUGGAGCUGCGUGACAUGCUGAAUGGGCGGCACGCGCAGGAGCUGGCUCUAGCCCAGAACCGCCAGCAGCUGGAGCUGCAGCUGGAGCGGGAGCAGCACGCGCGCGAGCGUGAGGAGCUGGCCCUGCGCUGUGGCCAGGAGGCCGCUGAACUGAAGGAGAAGUUACAGUCAGAAAUGGAGAAGAGUGCCCAGGAGAUAGCGGCCCUGAAGCGAGACUGGGAGACCGAGAGGGACUUAUGCUUGGAAAACCUCCGCAGAGAGCUGUCUGCAAAGCACCAGUUGGAGCUGGAGAAGCUCCAGAGCCAGUUGAGCAGAGAGCUGGCAGCACAGAAGGCAGAGCUGGAGAAGAUUUUUCAAGCCAAAGACCAGGCUGAAUCUGCCCUGCAGACCCUGGAGGCCCAGCACGAUGCGGCUGUGCAGAAGCUCAGGGAAGACCUGCUAGCAGAGCGCUGCCAGCACCUGCAGGACCUGGAGCUGAGGUUCAGGGAGCAGGAGGAAGCCAAGCAGCGGGAGCUGGAGGAGCUGCAGGCCUCCUAUGAGGAGCUGAAGGCCCAGUCCCGGGAGGAGAUCAGACGACUGUGGGCUCAGCUGGCGUCAGCAGGAGGCAGCGGGCAGGUGUCCAGUGAGGUUCAAGAACAGCUCCUGGCUCCAGAGUCUCACAAGGAAGAACUAGAGCACUUGAAGCGAGAUUUUGCACAGCAGCGGCAGCGAGAGAAGACUGAACACGAGUCUGAACUAGAAGAACUCAGAAUUUACUUUGAAAAUAAGUUACGGGACGCUGAGAAAAGCUACCAGGAAGACCUGGUGCUGCUUCAGCAGCGGCUGCAGGAGGUGAAGGAUGACUCUCUCCUGGAGUCUGGGGAGAUCGGUUCGUCCGGCAUGUUUCUGGAAGAGGCAGCAGGAGACGAGGGCAGAGAGCACAUGGACAGACUCAGCCUUCAGCUGGAGCCGUGUGAGGAAAGCCCGAGGUAUUUGCACACCGAGUUGGAGGACGGCCGUUGGCGCCAUCUCACAGCGCAGAAGCCCUCCCUGGAAGUCACGCAGGUGCCGGCUGUCGAGGAGGCCCAGGUGUCAGUGGGGGAGCAGUGCUUGGGGCCCUCAGAGUCCAGCCAAGCCCCGACCCCCUCAGGACCGGCCCGGCUGUGUCUGCGAUGUGCGCGGGACACGGCCCUGGACGUGGAAGCUGAAGUGGCGGCCAGAGUCCUGGGUUUGGAGACCGAGCACAAGGUGAAGCUCUCGCUUCUUCGGACAGAGCUCAAGGAAGAAAUAGACCUCUUGAAAAUAGAAAAUAGAAAUCUGCAUGAGAAGUUACAGUAUGAAAUCCGCCUGAGAGAGGACUUGGUGAAGGCAAAGCUUGAGUUAGCUGAGGAUCACCAGGAGGAGCUGAAGCGAGCUCAGGAGAGAAUUCAGAACAUGAGGCAGGAGUUCAGAGAGAAAGAAGCAGAGUGGACGGCUGCCACUGAAGACGGAGAGAGGAAAGCUGAGGAGAAGCUGACGCACCUGCUGCUGGAACUGCGAGAGCGGGCAGAGUCUGAGAAGCAGUCCGUCGUCAGCAAGUUCCAGCUCCGUGAAGAGGAGAUGCGGCAGCUGCAGGCGCAGCAGGCAGCCCAGAUCCUGGAGCUGGAGGCGUCGCUGCUAGAGCAGCAGGGCCGCCUGCGGCAGCUGGAGCUCGCAGAUGAGGCUGCGCCCUGUGGCCGCUGUGGCCGGGAGCCGGCUGACAGCAUGGGGGCCACAGACCCAGCUCAGGAACUCGCCACACUCCGCCUGAAGGAAGACUGUGCCCUCCAGCUGAUGCUGGCCCAGAACAGGUUUUUAGAAGAACGUAAGAAAAUCACAGAGAAGUUUUCUGCAGAGCAAGAUGCUUCUCUACGGGAGGCCCAGGAGAAACAUGCAAGCGAGCUGAAGCUCCUCCAGGAGCAGCACCAGCAGCACGUCCGGGCCCUGACCUUGGAGCUUGAGGUGAAGCACAGGGCAGAGGUGGAGGAGCUCAGGGCCGCGUGGGAGAGCGAGCAGCGGGCACUGUCGGACGCACGCGUGUCCGAGCUGCAGAUGAGACACGCGGCUGAGGUCGGCGCCUUGGAGACACAGCACCUGUCCACUCUGGACUCCCUGGAGGCCUGCUACGUGUCUGCGGCGCAGGCUGUGCGGGAUGAGCACCGGCAGGCCCUGGAGCUGCUGCGGGCAGAUCUGGAGGGGCAGCUGCAGAAGACGGAGGCUGCUCACCAGCUGCUGCUGACUCAGGAGCUAGAGAGACUUCAGCUCAAGCAUGAAGAUGAGCUUCGGGCCGUGAAGGACGGCUUGGGAGCCGCAAGGAGUCCCAUGCCUCCCGAGAGUCUUCUCAGCACAGCCCCCCAGGCUGGAAGUGAAAAUUCAGCAGCCUCGCAUGUAAAGGAGGAAACACUCAGACUUGAACUCGAGCGGGCCCAGUCUCUCCAUCAGCACGAGAAAGAGGCUUGGUCUGUGCAGCUUCAGGAGAAGGCUUGCCACAUCCAGCAGUUAAAAGACCAGAUUGUAUCCCUACGUCACGAGCUGGAGGAGCGUCAUUUGGAGUUGGAGACGCUGCAACAGAGGCGGGAACGGGAGAACCAGGAAGGCACAGCUCUCAUCUCCAUGCUCAGGGCCGAUGCUGACCUGGCUCUUGGAGAAAGGCGUGCUCUUGAGGAUGCCCUGAAGAGGUUGCUGGGCCUGUUUGGAGAGCAGCUGAAGGCCGCCGUUGCCCUGAGGAGCCGCAUCAGUGAGCGGGUGGGGCUGUGCCUGGAAGACGGGAGUCCCCCGCCGGUGCAGCUUGGGGACCAGGACCCCUGUGCAGGGCCAGCCCUCAGUGAGCCGUGGCCAGGCGCCGCCCCGCCAGAGCCGGAUGGAGUGGUGCCCGAGUGCUCGGACUUGUCUUCUGUGGGCGACAUCAGCAGCCACAUCUGUGAGAGCUUCAUGAGCCCGGACAGCACACUGGAGUGGGAGCCGCCCGUCAGGAGGGUCUUCCAGAGCCUAGACCUCGCGGUGGACGCCCUCCUAGAGAUGGUGCUGGACUCUACUCGGCAGCUAGAGGAAGCACGCCAGACUCACGCCCGUUUUGAGAAAGAAUUCAGCUGCAAGAAUGAGGAGACAGCCCGAUUGGUCCAGAAGCACCAGGAGCUGCUGCGGCACCUGGACGAGGAGAGCGCGGCCUCUGCGAGACUGACACGGGAGCUGCAUGCGGCGCGGGGUGUCGUCGAGGGGUUCAAGGAGGAGCAGGCCAGCCUGCGUGAGGCACUGGACCGCAAGGAGAUGGCGGAGCAGGGCCUGGUGGCCGAGCUGGAGGGACUGCAGGGGCGGCUGCAGCAGGAGGCCCAGCGGGCGGCGGCCCUGCUGGAGGAGAACGCCACGCUUCUGAGCCAGAGAGAGAUGGCGGCUGCUGCGGCCCAGGACAGGGAAGAGGCCCUGCAGCAGGAGGUGGCAUCUCUGAGCCAGCAGCAGCUGGAGGCCAGGCGGCAGAGUGAGAAGGACCGGGCAGCCCUGCUGUCACAGAUGAGGGUGCUGGAGGCGGACCUGGAGGAGCAGCUGGGUCAGCAGCAGGCCUGUGCGCGGCAGGACGCGGAGCUGGCCGAGCUGCGCCAGCAGAUGGAGUCCCUGGACAAGCACCUGCGCAGCCAGCGCCAGUUCAUGGAUGAGCAGGCUGUGGAGCGGGAGCACGAGCGGGAGGACUUCCAGCAGGAGAUCCGGCGGCUGGAGGAGCAGCUGCGCCAGGCGGCCCGGCCGCAGCCCCGUGGCCCCAGCGACAGCAAGCGGGCACCACUGGACGAGGAGGCCGAGUCACUGCAGGAAAAGCUGAGAGAAAAAAUAGAUGAACUCAGUGAAAUGGCUCUGAAGAGAGAGCUAGCAGAAAGGAAGGUGCUGCAACAGGAGGAGGAGCUCAGGCGGCUGGAAGAGGCCGGCAGUGCCUCCCGCAGGGCCGCAGGGCAGCUGCAGGAGCAGCUGGAGAAGCAGGGCCGGGAGUUGCGGAGCCUGCAGCAGGACAAGGACGCUCUGCAGGAGCAGCAGAUGGGCCACCUGCUAUUGGUGUCCACGCUGCAGUCCAGACUGGAUGAGGCCCGCUGCCCUCUGCCUGCCACGGGCAGCCACCCUGAGGACGCAGAUGCCCAGCUGGAGAUGGUGCAGCAGGUGCUCCUGCAGCGGGAGAGUGAGGUGCUGCGACUGACGGAGGAGCUGGAGCAGGUGAAGGCUGACUUGGUGUGCAGAGGUGAGGAGGUGCUGCGCCUGACGGAGGAGCUGGAGCAGGCAUUUCUGCAGAGCAAGGAGAAGGAGACGCUGGGUGUGAGCGAGCAGCUGCAGGCACAGCCGGACGGUGAGGGGGGUGCACCUGUCGAGGAGGUGCCUCACAGGAGCUCAGAGAUCAAGGAGCUGAAGUCCAUCAUCGAGACUCUGCAGGAGAAGCAGGGCCAGCUGCAGAGGGAGCGGGCAGAGGAGGUGGAGCGGCUGCAUGAAGUCAUCGAGAGGCUGCAGGGGGAGCUGGGCCUGCUGGGGUCCCGGCGGCAAGACACCGGCGACGGUCCCACCGAGAGUCUGCAGAGCGAGCUGGACGGGGUCGCGGGCAUGGGCGGCGGGGCGCCGGUGGGGGAGCUGCAGGCCGCGCUGGCUGCACGGGAGUCGCUGAGCCGGCUGCUGGCGGAGCAGGAGCGGGGGCAUGGUCAGGCCCUGGCGGCUCUGCAGCAGCGUCUGCGGGCUGCGGAGGAGGCCGCCUCGCACACGCUGGCCGAGCUGGCACAGCUGGAGGAGCGAGCUGCCCGGCGGGAGGCCGAGGCCCAGGGCAUGGCCGCCCGGCUUCGUGAGUGUGAGGCCAGGGUCCUGGAGCGGGACCAGGAGGUGGCCGCCCUGAGCAGACGUGGCCUGGCGCAGUCCACGCGGCUGGAAGCUGUCCUGGUCGCCUUCGCCCGUCUACGCCUGGCGCUGGAGCAGCAGCCCCCGGGCGAGCCCCCCGAGCUACAGCGCCUCCGCACGCAGUGCCUGCGCCUCAGCCGCCAGCUGAAGGCACUCAACCUGCGCUUCUUGCGUUGCCAGACCGAGCUGGGGUGGCCGAAGCCCCAGGGUCCCAGCUCACACCCUCACAGGGAAGACCCCUCCCUGGCCCCUGGUUCCCAGGGAGACACGACCUCUGGGGACAGAGACUCGGAGCAGGACGAGGGCAGUGUGCGGCCGAGCUCGAGCUCCUGCGACCGUGGUGGUCUCGCGCAGAGUCCAGAUGAGGAUGACUUGCUGCUCGUUAAAGCCCCAGAGUCCUGGGACAAGCCGGGCUUCCACACAGCGGACAGCGUCCUGUCUGUGCUGUCUGUCUGCCAGAGGCAGCUGGAGGCGGAGCUGCUCCGGUUGAAGAACCAGACACCCCUGAGUGUGGAGGAUGUGGAGGGCGUCCACAGGGCAGGAAGCAGGAAGGGCAAGGAAACCCCACUAGAAGCCUGUCAGCUGCAAAAAGUCGAUCUCACAGCCCAAGUGGAGCAACUUCAGGAGAAACUGAACCAUCUUGCUUGCUGCAUGAACUUCCCGGCGGUAGAAGCAGAGGGCUUUCCGUGUCAGCAGCCUUCGGAAUCGGCACCUGGCCAGGAAAGUGGUCCGAGUGGCCGCUGCAGCGAUGCACAGGGCUCUGACACUGCAGAGGACAGAAUCUCGUGGGGCCUGCUGGACACCCCUGGGACUCAGGACUCACUGCUAAGACGUGGGAAGCCAAGCAUCCCCACGGAGGAUGGGGCAGCGGUGCUGGGUGGGUCCUCGCCCUCACCGACCCCUGAGCGCGGCAGCCCCCUGUGCCUGGCCCCUGGCAGGACAGCCGAUCCCCUGAAGAGUGCACUUAGGACCAUGGACCUGUCGUCCUGGAGCUCCCCUGAGGUGGUCCGCAAGGACUCUACCCUGGAGACCCUGGCUGGCCUGCCCCUGACGCCCUGCUCAGAUGCCCCGAGCCAGCACAGCCUGGACGUGUCCCUGUGGGACCAGAAGGCCACUGCAAGGCCCCACGCCAGCCAGCCAGGGCUGCUGUGCUCCCUGAGUGGAUCAGCGGCAGGACACGCCCUCUGCUGGCCGGAGUCCCCGUGGGCUGCAGACAGGGACUCUGCCACUGAAGUCCACGCACAGCAGACCUCUGUGGAGAAAGAUGUUGAGGAUUUUAUCAUAACAUCUCUUGAUUCUCAAGAAAAGUCAAGAUCACCCCCUCCUGCUUUAGAAGGAAAAGAUGACGGUGGAGGUGAGAAAAGUGACGGUUCGGGAUGCAGAGAGAAGCUAACGGAAGGCUCCACAAGUCUCCAAGGUCCCACUGCUGGCCCUGCAGUACCUCCUGUCUCUUCCAGAAGGUUCUGCCAGUCUCUGGGAGCCAUGAAGGGGAAAGAGUUGUAUCCGAAGCAAGUGAAGGCGUUGCUGCAGAUGGUGUGUAACGAGAGCCACCAGAUUCUGGCCCUGUCGGAGUACCGGGGUCUUCCCAGCACCCUGAGCAAAGGGGAGCCAAACACCCCACUCGAGUGCUUCCCUAGGGAGGGCCUGGGCCAGCUGGAGGUGGCGCCAGCUCUACGGGGUCCUCUCACGCCGGCACCCCCACAGGGAGAGCAGGAGCCACCUGGUCUUUGCCCUGAUUGGAGGGGAGAGUUUCUUCAAAUGGUGCAGGAGGCCUUCGAGAAACAGCGGGAGACACUGAGGACGGAGCUGCAGUCACAGCCCCAGGGCAGACCUGAGCUUGGGCCCUGCAGCUCCCUGUGGGAGAGGCUGGAGAGGCUGGCCUGUGAGCAGGGGGACCUGCGGGAGAAGUCACCAGUGUCCCUGCAGGGGCCGGACAGGAACAGCCUGCUGCUGGAGGUGCAGGCCCUGCGCGCCCAGUUGCGGCUGACGCACCUGCAGAACCAGGAGAAGCUGCAGCAGCUGUGCACGGCACUGACCAGCGCGGAGGCCCGGGGCAACCGGCAAGAGCACCAGCUGCGUAGGCAAGUUGAGCUGCUGGCCUACAAGGUUGAGCAGGAGAAGUGCAUCGCCAGCGGCCUUCAGAAGACGCUGAGUGAGGAGCAGGAGAAAGCCAGCGGCACCCAGAGGCUGCUGGCGGCGGAGCAGAGUGUUGUCAGGGACCUGAGGGCCGAGCUGGGCCAGUGCAGGCAGGAGAACGAGAGGCUGCUGGCCUCCCUGAGUGACGUGCAGAAGGAGGUGCUGCAGCUGAGGUCACUGCUGGACUGCAAGGAACAGGACCUGCGGGCUGCUCUGCGGGAGCUGGAGGCUGGGCGCGGGCAGGAAGAGGCCCUGCAAGGCCAGCUGGAGGAGGAGCGGCUGCGGCACCUGCAGAGGGAGGGCCAGAGCACCAAGGCCCUGGAGGAGCUGCAGAGCUCUCUGAACAAGCAGCUGGCACAGAGUGACCGGCUGCGCGUGGCCCUGAAGCACGAGCAGAUGGCCAGGGACAACCUGCAGAAGGAGCUGCGCAUCGAGGCCUCGCGCUGUGAGGCGCUGCUGGCGCAGGAGCAGGCGCAGCUGGCGGAGCUGCAGCGCAGCCUGGAGGCCGAGCGGGGCCGCGGGCGCGAGCUGAGCGAGGCCCUGCAGCACGAGCGUCUGCUCAGCCGCAGGGCGCAGGAGGCCUGUGCUCACCAGGAGGGGCAGGCCCAGCGUGCGCUUCUGCGCGAGCUCCAGGACGAGCAGGCCCGCGUGCGCGAGCUGCAGGCCUCUCUGGAGAAGGCGCAGCAGCAGGCCAUGCGCACGCAGCAGCGGCUAGAGGCCGAGGUGCGGUCGCGCUGCGAGGAGCUGCAGAAAGAGAAGGAGGUGAGUGCCGCCGCAGAGGCCCCACGGGCCCGGACGCCAGAGUCCAGCCGCUCCUCGCAGGGGGAGCGGGCGCGGGCAGAGUUAGCGCAGCUCCCCCAGAGGCCGAGAGAGUGCGAGGCACACAAGGCGCCCAGGAGCAGAGCCCAGCAGUGCCGAGUGGACAAGGACAGCUGGCAGCAGUGGCAGAGGGACAAGGAGAAGCUGCGAGAGCUGGAGCUGCAGCGCCAGCGGGACCAGCACAAGGUGAGGCAGCUGCAGCGGGCCGUGCGGGAGCUGGAGGCCCAGGAGGCUGCAAGGCCCUGCCUCCCGGCAGAACAGAUCCAGCAGCAGCAGCGAGGCCUGGAGGAGGCGCGGCAGCAGCUUCUGUGUGCGGCCGUUCUCCUGAGCAGCUUUGUUAGCCAGACCCUGGACAGGACAAUCAGUGACUGGACCUCGUCAAAUGAGAAGGCGGUGGCCUCACUGCUGCACACGUUGGAGGAGCUCAAGGCCGAGCUGAGCACAACGAGCCCUUCCCUGCAGAAGGACUCAGCAGGGCUGCCCUUGCAGCUGAUGGACGUCGUGCUGAAGGACAAUGAGUGUCUUCGGCAGGCGCUGGGCAUGGCCGCCCAGGAGAAGGCGGAGCUGAGCCGGGCCGUGUGCAGGCUGGAGAAGACACUCAAGCACCACCUGCUCAGGGGCUGUGCGCUGAGCAAGCCUGACAGGUCUGCUUGGAAGCAGGACAGAUCAGCUCUGCCGUGCUCCCCACGGCACACUGAGUCGGGGCUUUCCCCAGCAGCAGCCAGCAAGGAGACCGGCUCUGGACACAUCAGGAUGGAAAAACUGUACCUGCAUUAUCUGAGAGCAGAAAGCUUCAGAAAAGCUCUGGUUUAUCAGAAGAAGUACCUCUUACUAUUGAUCGGUGGAUUCCAGGACUCUGAACAAGAGACACUCUCCAUGAUUGCCCAUCUGGGAGUGUUUCCUUCCAAGGCAGACAGGAAGGCUGCCGUGUCUCGCCCUCUGACGCGGUUCCGCACGGCGGUCAGGGUCGUGGUCGCCAUCCUAAGAUUGAGAUUCUUGGUGAAGAAGUGGCAAGAAGUUGAUCGGAAGGGAGCCCUGGGGCGACCAGCAUUACUGGUGCCCCGGCAGCAGCAGGCCCGGCGAGAGGCCAGCGAGUCCCCGCCAACUCGAGAUUCGUCUUCUGGCCACUCCAGGGACCCUGUGUCCAAGACAUCCCCACGCAGGAGGCAGAGGUCCAGUCCGUCUCCACAUUCAAGAUCGUCUCAAGAUCCGGAACACUCCUUGACGGAAUAUAUUCACCAUUUAGAAAAGAUCCAGCAGAGACUCGGGGGGCUGCCACCAGAUUCCACGUCAAAGAAAUACUGCCACCAGAAGAAUAAACAAUGAAUAAAGUCCUGUGGCUCCAGCUGUGGCAGUUCCACUUGAGGGAAAGGUGUGUCGGUCCUUUCCCUAAGGAAACGAGGGUGUGGGGAGCCCAGCCCUCAGUGCUGUCACCUUGAAGCAUUGCUGCAAAGCCAAACACAGUGUUCAGUGGGUCUUAGCUCCUGACUGAGGGGAGUGUGUGUGUGGGUGCCAGCUGUGCGGCCGGUUCCUCAGGGCAUGAGCAGUGGCUUUCUGCUGUUUGUUGUCUGAAGUGUACAGGUGGAAACUGGGUUUUAAAAUGGAGAUAUAACAAGCAAAAGGGGAAUAAAGUGAAAGCACUGA
Messenger RNA from Erinaceus europaeus (western European hedgehog), 10025 nucleotides. It is a transcript of the gene PCNT, whose product is annotated as pericentrin. The coding region runs from base 63 to 9707 and encodes 3214 amino acids. Gene Ontology annotation, molecular function: molecular adaptor activity. The record is from RefSeq and is a predicted model, not a curated record. NCBI's taxonomy places the organism in Eukaryota, Metazoa, Chordata, Mammalia, Eulipotyphla, Erinaceidae. Gene Ontology annotation, biological process: signal transduction. The transcript is spliced from 48 exons.